Messenger RNA from Lytechinus variegatus (green sea urchin), 1221 nucleotides. RefSeq lists its product as uncharacterized. The transcript is spliced from 2 exons. Bases 1 to 1221 code for a protein of 406 amino acids. Lineage: Eukaryota; Metazoa; Echinodermata; Echinoidea; Temnopleuroida; Toxopneustidae. The record is from RefSeq and is a predicted model, not a curated record.
AUGAUCAACAUCUUCAACAUCAUGUUGAAGCGCUAUGUCGAUGAUACUUUCAUUGUUACCGACAGGUGUACAACCGAUUGCCUAUUGAAUUACGUGAACGCGCAGCAACCGUCUAUCCGUUUCACUAUGGAGAGAGAAGACAAUAACCGCAUUGCCUUCCUUGACACUCUUGUACACCGGGAUGAUGAGGGCCGCCUCACCACUACAGUAGUAGUCAACUUGUCCUCGCGUGUGUUGACUUCUGAUGAGACCGCGCUGCUUAGCAAAGGGCUCAACUUUGCUAUAGCUCCCAAGCGCAUACCGGCUGUUGAGAUUAUCGCUAAGAUCGAAUCGUCCAUCCGUUGCCGUUAUGCCGAAACCAUCGGCUCAGUUCGCAGAGAGGUCAACGCAAUCCUCGCCUCUGCCAAACCACCGAAAUCCAAUGUUACACCCGGCAUGCACAAAGCCUUGAAAGCGCUCAAGGAAGAAAGCACCAUUAUGAUUCUGCCAGCCGACAAAGGCCGCGCUAGCGUGGUAAUGGAUACCAGUACUUACCGUGAUAAGAUUUCCGAACUUAUUAGCUCAGGUCCUUACCGCGCCUUACGAAAGGAUCCUACCGAUUGUCUUGCUCGCAAGCUUGCAACCAUUCUCCGCGAUUUGCACAAGAAUGGUGAUAUCGACGAUGCGACCUACAGGGUACUUAGACCCACGCAAAAACAGCCUCCUAGGAUUUAUGGCUUACCGGAAAUUCACAAACCCGAUGUUCCGUUACGCCCGAUUGUCUCAUGCAUAAGCUCUUUCGCUUACAACACUUCUAAAUUACUAGCUGACAUACUCGCGCCGCUUGUUGGUAAUAAUCAACACGCCGUCCGUAACUCCGCUUCUUUUGUGGAUUUCUUGCGCAAUGAGACCGUACUUGAGCAUGAAGUCAUGGUCUCCUUCGACGUGGUAUCUUUGUUUACCAAUGUGCCCGUUGAAGCAGCAUGUGAUGUCGCCCUCCAGCGCCUGGAGGCCGACGCUAACUUACCCGACCGUACCGAUCUUUCUCCUACCCAGGUCACUGAACUUCUUCGUUUCGUGUUGAAGUCCACGUAUUUCAUGUACGAUGGACGCUUCUAUGAACAGCAAGAAGGCGCGGCCAUGGGUAGCCCUGUUUCUGCUGUUAUUGCUUACCUUUACAUGGAAUCCUUUGAGGAGGAUGCGCUUCACGCUUGCCCUCCCGAAUUCAGUCCGAGAAUUUGA